AUUUGCAACCAUGGUUUUUGAAGUCCAUCAGAGUGGGUCUUCUCAGGUGAGGUAUGCUUUCGCCGGUGGGUGUGUUUCAGCUUCGGCGGUCACAGUAGAUUCCGUCUUUGGUGUCAGCGUUGGAGGACGUAGCUUAACCUCAGGUGAUCGAGAACCCUGCUGCUCUAAGAUUUGUCUUUCCUCCCUUGUCGACAUCCUCUUCUGAUCUGUUGUUUUUUUGCUGCUUUGCUCUUUGCUCCGACAAUAGAGAUGGUAUCCUCAACGUCUCUGGAAUUUUCCCUCAAGUCUGAGGGGUCUUCUGUGGCACCGGUAGGCAAUGAUGUUGGGUUUGUUGAGCAAUGGAGUCCACAUCCACCUGGCAGGAUCGCUUUCUUUUGGUGACUCAUUAUCUGGGGCGGCUGAGUUGGGAGAAAGGUUACUUCUCUUUACUUCAGCGUGGUUGGUAUCUAAGCUGUUUUAGAGUUCCUAUAGGAAGGCUAGAGAAGGCAGAGCAGUGCAUUUGGAUGAGAACUUAUUUGCAGAGUCUGUGGUGGCAAUGAGGAUAGAUAUGGACGGUGAGACCAAGUCUUCGCAACGCUCCGAGGUGGAGUAUCCUCUUCUUGUAGAGCAAUGCAGCCAUUGCUGGAUUCUGUUGGAGUGGCAGUUUCCAUGAAGGCUGUCGUUAAGCAAUCUUCUCCAGUGAAGGGUUUCCUUUGGAGGGGGUUUCUCAAUUUGGGUCUGUCAGUGCAACCCCUUCUCUCGCCUAGAGUGUCGGCCGCGUCGUCAUCGACUCUUGUUGCUGAGGAAGUUAGGGUGGAAGCGACUCCUUCCCUUUUGGGUGGUUGAGGCACUCCUAACAAUCAAAAGGGUGAGGAUCCCCUGAUUAAAGGUCUGAUUUUGUCUAAGAAGUGGCUGGUAGGCUUUGGCCUGAAUGAGGAGAUUGUAGUGUGGGAUCAGGGUAACGAGAUUUGGAAUGGGGAGGAUGGAGAAACCCCUUACCCAUUGGGUGUUUUACAUCCUGGCAUGCCCUUGGAUUGGGAGAUGGAUGGUGAUGAGGGCGAUAGUUUGUCCUUGGCAAUCCUAGAUGCCAUUGAAGAUGAGUUUUAUCGGGAAACAAUGGUAGCGCGCCAAAAGACCAAAGGUAGGAGAGAAUUGUUGAAUUUGAAAAGUUUCAUUAACUACGGCGACGCAAGCGCACCCUCUCGGUGUUGGAAAGUCUCUGCCCUUAAUGUGAUGUAUAGCAGCUUAAAAUCUCCUUCACAACUGACUGGCUGGAAAUCGAGUGGGGGUGACCCUUGUGGUGAUUCCUGGGAAGGGAUCAAAUGCUCAGGCUCAUCUGUAACUGAAAUAAACUUAUCUGACCUUGGACUCACUGGAUCAAUGGGCUACCAGCUGUCAAGCUUGACAUCUGUCACUCGCUUUGAUUUAAGCAGGAACAACCUCAAGGGUGAUAUACAAUAUCAGCUCCCUCCUAAUGCAGUUCACAUAGAUCUUUCUCAGAAUGACUUCACUGGUGGUGUACCUUAUUCAAUUUCUCAGAUGAAUGACCUUGAAUACCUAAAUCUUGGUCAUAAUCAGCUUAAUAACCAGUUGAGUGAUAUGUUUGGAAAACUUUCAAAACUGAAAGAGCUGGACCUUUCCUACAACUCACUGUCAGGCAAUUUGCCUCAGAGUUUCAAAUCGCUCUCAAGCCUCAAAAAAUUGAAUUUGGAGAACAAUCAAUUCAGUGGUCCAAUUAAUGUCCUUGCCGAUCUUCCCCUCAAGGAUUUGAAUGUUGAAAACAACCAAUUUAUUGGCUGGAUUCCCAAGGAAUUUGAGGAUAUAAACUUAGAAACUGGAGGGAAUUCCUGGUCAUCUGGGUCUGCUCCUCCUCCUCCCCCUGGUGCAAAACAUCAUGUUAAUCGACACUCAACCAAUAAUAAUGGUGGGAAGUCCGUCAAGGGUGGAGUGGCAAUAGCUGGAAUAGCCUUGGGUGUACUGGUGGCAAUUGGGGUUCUAAUUGCUCUAUUUUCAAGAAGAAAGUCUUCUCCUUCUUCAAAUUUCCUUGAUGAAGAGAGGCUUAGCCAGCGUAGGUCAUUUACCCCACUUGCAUCUCAAGAAUUAUCCCAAGACUUGCGUGCUGACAUAAGCAAAGGCUUCAAAGAGCUUAAGUCAUUGGAUAAGUCUGCUUCAAUUGAUAUAAAGGCUUUGCAAAAAUCUCCUUCAAUUGGCCGUAAGCAUCCACCUUCUGAUUUGAAGAGAUCAUAUGAUGAAAAUGAAUUUGCAAACCGUCUGAAUGCCCCAAGAAGCACCUCCCUUCGUGCUACAUCAUACUCGUUGGCAGAUUUACAACUUGCUACUGUUAAUUUCGCAACAGGCCGCCUUCUUGGUGAGGGAUCUAUUGGACGCGUUUAUCGGGCUAAAUAUGCUGACGGGAAGGUUUUAGCUGUGAAAAAGAUUGACUCCUCACUUUUUCAAGGAGGGCGAUCAGAAGAAUUUACUGCAAUUGUUUCAAACAUCUCCAAGCUUCGCCAUCCAAACUUUGCUGAGCUUGUUGGUUAUUGUUCAGAACAGGGCCAUAACAUGUUAAUUUAUGAGUAUUUCAGGAAUGGCUCACUUCAUGAGUUCUUGCACAUGUCAGAUGACUACAGCAAACCACUAACUUGGAACACAAGAGUCAGAAUUGCAUUGGGUACUGCCCGAGCUGUUGAGUACCUCCAUGAGGUCUGUUCUCCAUCCUUACUUCACAAGAACAUCAAGUCAUCCAAUAUAUUGCUCGACACUGAACUCAAUCCUCGUCUCUCAGACUGCGGUUUGGCAACCUUUCAUCAGCGCACUAGCCAAAACCUUGGGGUCGGAUAUAAUGCUCCAGAGUGCACAAAACCUUCAGCCUAUACACUGAAAAGUGAUGUAUACAGUUUCGGGGUGGUCAUGUUGGAAUUAUUGACAGGGCGGAUGCCUUUAGACAGUUCAAAACCAAGACCCGAACAAUGCCUUGUACGAUGGGCCAGCCCACAGCUCCAUGACAUCGACGCAUUGGGAAAAAUGGUUGACCCAGCCUUGCGCGGGCUGUACCCACCCAAGUCACUCUCCCGAUUUGCUGAUAUUAUUGCCCUGUGUGUUCAGUUGGAGCCCGAAUUUCGGCCACCGAUGUCAGAGGUGGUGCAGGCAUUGGUGAGGUUAGUCCAGCGGUCAAGUAUGAAUAUGAGAGAUGAUCUUGGGGCUUCUCGUCGGAUGGAUGACUAUGAGUAUUAGUGAUUUAUGCUCAGAAUAUUGUAUAUACAUAUACAUGUUAUUAGAUAGAUUCAGGGGAAGGAGAGUAUUUUUUCUUUUUGCAUUUUCCCCGGCAUGGAUAUUUCUGGUAAUAGAUAUGCGUUCUUUAGAAUUCUCGGAAACUCUUUGCGUUUUAAUUUCAAAGUUUGUUUCUUGUAAGAAAGCAGAAUGAGCAAGUCUAUGAAGUGAAUCUGUGGAAAAGCUUGUACAAGCUGCUCCUCGUGUGAAGUAAAAGCUAAAAUGAUGGACAAGUCCAAAAUGGGGGGGCAUUUUGGAAAUUGGAAGGGAGUUACUCUUUAAGCUAUAUAACCAUCCCACUUCUGUUCAUCUGAAAAUUUUCCCAAACAUUAGAGAUAUAUAUAUUUUGUGUCCUUUGUCUCUGACACUACUAGGGCUAAUAAAGGUGAUUCUAAAUGGCUGUUUGAUGUCAAUUUUCUUUGAGAUGAUCCA
Messenger RNA from Alnus glutinosa, 3681 nucleotides. RefSeq names its product protein STRUBBELIG-RECEPTOR FAMILY 5. The coding region runs from base 1003 to 3213 and encodes 736 amino acids. Lineage: Eukaryota; Viridiplantae; Streptophyta; Magnoliopsida; Fagales; Betulaceae. Gene Ontology annotation, molecular function: receptor serine/threonine kinase binding; ATP binding; protein kinase activity. The record is from RefSeq and is a predicted model, not a curated record. The transcript is spliced from 16 exons. Gene Ontology annotation, biological process: protein phosphorylation.